GCGGAUCGUGGGGAGCCGACGAAACCUAAAAGGCUGACACUCAGGCUGCAUCUGAGGAGGGCAGCAGCUACAAGUAGAAGGACUGAUUGCGUAUUGAUCGGCAUCCUUCCUGCCGACCUCUGACCUUUAUGCCAGUUCAUUCCGAGUUUCAUGCAUAUGUGCCUCUGUGAGUGGGAGGCUUGGAAGCCUGGAAAAGGAGACACGUCUGCACGCAUCGGACCUUGAUAUGAAGAUUGCGCGCACGAGAUCGUCACGUGUAGCGCGCCCGUGCCGCCCAGUUCUCACAUAUUUGCUCUAGCUAUGAUAAACGCCAGGGAGUGAGUCAGCGCGCUGUCGGUGUUUCCAAACAGCGCGCAGGCUGCUGGCCGUAUGCCGGUACGAUGGUAAACUUGGAGUGAGCAGACUGGCUGCUAAGUGCUGUUCGUCCUUUUGUAGCACGACAGGGAACGCUAAAGACAAGGGAAAGGCCCGGUGGAGGCUAAGCCUAAGGAGAGGUAACUGAACUGAGUUCGCUGAUGACGCUCCACACUCUCACCGGCGGCUUGACCCGGAACCACUCCGGUCCGGAGAUGCCGCACAACUGCACAGCCCGGCCACCCCACUUCGCAGACAGGCUGGAACAGGUGUCCACGGACGUGACGGCAGUUGUGGUGAUGUUCGGCGGGACGCUGGCCUCCCUCAUCACGGUGCUGGUGUACCUGGAGGAGUGCCUGUACUUCUGCAGGAAUCCCUUCUCCGCGCGCCGCAGGAGCAAGAUGCUUAAGAUUCUGGCCGUGUAUCCCGUGAUCAGUACAACUUCUGCAUCCAGCCUGUGGUUCCCUCAGGCCUCUGACGUCGCCGACUUCGCUGCUUCUUGGUACCUGUCCCUGGCGAUAUAUCAGGUCUUCACGCUGAUGGUGGACUAUCUCGGCGGGAAACGCGGGAUCGUGGAAAACAUCGGCGGACUCAAAAUCCGGAUGAACACCCCGCCAAUCUGCUGCUGCGUCUGCCUUCCACCGAAACCACUCAACAUGGUUCUCCUGAGGAGGUUACAUCUCGGAGUGCUGCAGCUGACGGUGGUGUACCCUGUGACGUCAUACAUCUUCGCUCUCAUCAACACAGACCGGAGCGCUCAGGGAAGCAAGCAGCUGCAGGACACGGCGUCGGCCGGCAUGAUUUUACGGGUGGUCCCGCUGGUCAGCAUGCUGAUGGCGGUGUACAGCAUACUGUGUCUGUGUAGAAACGUCACCGCGAACAUGCCUCAGGCGGCCGCCUUCCGCCUCCGCCCCAAGCUAGCCGUGGUCAUGCUCAUCAUGGGGCUCUCGAGACUGCAGUUCCUUGUCCUGUCGCUAGUCAGGAUACCCGGAGGGAAAGGCUGUGGUCCCGGUACCCUGUUCAACGGACCGGACCGGAAAAAAGUUAUCGCGGCUGUCCUGACGGUGCUGGAGAUGUUGCUGCUGGGACUGCUGGCCCGCCGCCUCUUCACCCAGCCCGUGGAGGACGACUUGGAGGACCCGUGUGACGUCGCGGACCAACAUUUCCACGAAAAGCGGGUCAUGAUCGUGCGAACCACGUCGCUAUAGGGGUCGGUCAUCGAUCUCCAAUUCAAGCAGAUAUCAUUCGGGGGCAUGGGAGGGUCAAAUUUAACAUCCAAGCAGAUUCUCUGAAUGGCUACAUGUACAGUAUCCAAUUUGCAAGACAGUAUCCAAUACGUGGGGCAGCAAAUGGGUACAGGCGGCCAAUACUAGUAUACUCCCCAGCAGGCCCUUGCCCCACAGAAUCUGCUUGGAGAUUAGAUCAAAUUGGCCACCCGCCUUACCAUUUGCCCCCGGGUACCGGUAGAAACCAGUCCCGUCGCAAACUUCGUACCUAUUUACAAAUCGGCCGAAAUGUGUCAGAGUGAUUAGACUCGAAAGGUUUUAAGACUUCUGAUCUGUGGCAGAUUCUCCGGAGGCAAAUGGUAAGGCGGAUGGUGAAUACUGGUUGGGCAAUUCGGUACUGUCUUGCCAAUUUGAUACUGGAUUGCAGCCACUAAAGGACCUGUUUGGAGAUUAGGCAGUCAUCCUGCCAUCCCGGAACUGUGCAGAUGCUCAUCCGACACGCUCUUUGUUUCAUGUAUAUACUGGUAUUUCUUAUACACAGAUAAGCAGUAGUCUCCUGUGCAUACAGGGCUUAGAGCGGGUGGGCGUUUUAAUAAAAUAAUGGGUUUUGUAGAAUUGUUAACGAGUUCUUACAACCAGGGCGUACGAUGGCUGGUUGGUUGUGCGAUGACCGCCAAACGAACGCGUCAACGCACAAAAGCAGUUUUAAAACGCCCACUCGGAGGCCUGCACAGGAGACUAGGCAAGCAGUGCGUGUUAAACACCGAAACUGUUACAUCAUAUGACGUUCAUGAAUUCACCGAUGUAAGACUAACGAUUCAUACUAGAAUCAAAAACUACAAAAUGCACAUUUAAUCUUCAUCGUAUGAAGUAUACAUUAACAGCAGACGAUUCUUAAUCAGGUAUAUAUGCUCGGGGAUUAGUAUAGCUGGUAAUAAUGUGUGUACAUGUACACAAUAUGUACAUACUAAAAUACGUUCUCGUAUCAAUUAACGUGUGUGCUGGCGCGUGUGGAAAUGUAUAAAAUGCGUCCACUCGUAUUGCUGUCUGAAUUGUAGUCAGACGAAUAAAAUGUAUGAAAACCUUG
Branchiostoma belcheri (Belcher's lancelet) is the source of this 2667-nucleotide messenger RNA. Its product is annotated as organic solute transporter subunit alpha-like. Bases 516 to 1562 code for a protein of 348 amino acids. The record is from RefSeq and is a predicted model, not a curated record. Gene Ontology annotation, biological process: transport. NCBI's taxonomy places the organism in Eukaryota, Metazoa, Chordata, Leptocardii, Amphioxiformes, Branchiostomatidae. The transcript has 9 exons. Gene Ontology annotation, molecular function: transporter activity.